UCGAGACCAGUCCAGGAGGUAUUGAAUGAAGUAUUUAUGUCGAGACACUUGCUCGAAGUCUUGAUCGCUCGAUGUAGGCGCGCCUUUAAGCGCGAUUGAUAAGAGAAUUUUUUUUAACGAGAUCAACAAAGUCAGUGUUUUGUCGCUAUCAUCAGUCGUUGCUCAACAUGGCGAGCCACAUGCAGAGAUUGUUGUUGAGGACCGGCCGUUUGUGUCGCGUUAAUUCCACGAGGCAGAUCUCCGCCUCAGCCGCACUCCGAGGGAGACCUGCCUUCAAUUGGGAGGAUCCGUUCGAGUUGGAGUCACAAUUGACGCAGGACGAGAUCCUGAUGAGGGAUCAGUUCCGUACCUACUGUCAGGAGCAGCUCCUGCCGCGCGUAAUUGAAGCGAAUCGCAAGGAGCAUUUCGACCGGGAGAUCAUGAGGCAGAUGGGCCAGCUUGGGGUGCUGGGCUGCACCAUGAAGGGUUACGGCGCCGCCGGGGUGUCCUCGGUGGCUUACGGGCUUCUCGCCAGGGAGAUCGAGAACGUCGACAGCGGGUAUCGAUCGGCGUUGUCGGUGCAAUCCUCCCUCGCGAUCGGCGCAAUCUACAUGUUCGGUAGCGACGCUCAGAAAGAGCGAUUUCUGCCUAAAAUGGUUUCCGGGGAAAAGAUCGGUUGCUUCGGCUUGACGGAGCCCAAUCACGGUAGCGAUAUAGGAGCGAUGGAGACCCGAGCCAUUUAUGAUUCCGACAAAAAGGUCUACAAAUUGAACGGCAGCAAAACAUGGAUCACAAACUCGCCCAUCGCCGACGUGUUGAUAGUAUGGGCGAGAUGUGAUGACGGUCAGAUCCGCGGGUUCAUCGUCGAGAGGGAAGUUGCGGGUGAUCGAUUAUCCACUCCAAAGAUCGAGGGAAAGUUUUCUUUAAGAUCGUCCAUCACCGGCAUGAUCCUGAUGGAUAACGUAAUCGUGCCAGAAGAAAAUUUACUGAAUGUUCAGGGACUCAGAGGACCGUUCAGUUGCUUAAACAACGCACGGUACGGCAUCGCCUGGGGUGCGUUGGGUGCGGCGGAGGCCUGCCUGAAGAUCGCCCGAUCUUACACUCUAGAGAGGAAACAGUUCAAAAGACCGCUGGCGGCGAAUCAGCUCGUGCAGAAGAAACUGGCGGACAUGAUGUGCGACAUCGCGAUCGGUCUUCAAGCUUGCCUGCGAGUCGGUAGACUGAAGGACGAGAACAGAGCCGCGCCGGAAAUGAUUUCCAUCAUAAAGAGAAACUCGGCCGUCAAAGCGUUGGAGAUCGCGCGAUCCGCGCGAGAUAUGCUCGGCGGAAAUGGGAUCUCGGACGAGUACCAUGUGAUCAGGCACGUGAUGAACUUGGAAACGGUCAACACUUACGAAGGUACAAACGAUAUUCACGCGUUGAUUCUCGGGAGGGCGAUCACCGGUAUCGCUGCGUUCUCGGGAUAAGCUGGACUCAAGUGACCGAAUGAUAAGACUGUCUUUGUACGUGCCACGUGGCUAUCGAUUUUCACGUUUAUAAGCGUUCGACACGCUUAUGCUGAAUACAGCAGUGACAAUAGUCACUGUCAAUUUUUUUCCCCUCUAUGAUCAUUAAUUAAUUACUUUUAUAAUGAGAAUUUUUUUUGUACAUUUUAACGCUGAUGUA
Temnothorax curvispinosus is the source of this 1644-nucleotide messenger RNA. RefSeq names its product glutaryl-CoA dehydrogenase, mitochondrial. Gene Ontology annotation, biological process: fatty acid beta-oxidation using acyl-CoA dehydrogenase; fatty-acyl-CoA biosynthetic process. The transcript has 8 exons. Gene Ontology annotation, cellular component: mitochondrial inner membrane. Gene Ontology annotation, molecular function: flavin adenine dinucleotide binding; fatty-acyl-CoA binding; glutaryl-CoA dehydrogenase activity. The record is from RefSeq and is a predicted model, not a curated record. NCBI's taxonomy places the organism in Eukaryota, Metazoa, Arthropoda, Insecta, Hymenoptera, Formicidae. Bases 168 to 1445 code for a protein of 425 amino acids.